UCUAGAGAGAAGGUCGGUAGAACUGGUUCCGGGUCGUCCGCCUUCCCGAUCUAGCAUUCUGCCACUGCCCAACCCUUUACGGCGCUCCGUACGGAGUAGAAGUCUCUCUUUCCAACACUUUUAUUGUUUGAUUUCAGUUUGAAAUACAGACAUUUAGUACUCUGAUACCACCUCCCGACCAAGUCCUGAUGAAUGAAUUCAUAUCUUUUAAACAGGGCCCUCGGGUCUAUCGUUCCAUCGGCCUUCCAGCGCGCCCAAUCCACUCGUCUUAUUCAUCAGCUUGAGCCUGCCCCGGGCAUCCGGUUUUCCAGUGUCAAGACCGAUGAAGACGAUAUUUUAGCUCACUCAGCGGGAGUGAAUGUGUUGGCGAUUGAUCAGUACGAGCGUCGGUUCAUGGUAUCGGGGGGCGCAGACCCGUCUCUUCAUUUAUGGGAUCUAGAAACAAGAGGCUCAGAGCUUGACUACAUUCAUCAACCCGUGGCUUCCAGCACCAAGUUCUCACAUGAGGCCGCCCAUACCCAUGCGAUUACGUCGAUAUCUAUCUAUCCGUUUGAUCCCACGCCUUCUACGAUUAUUACGACCUCUCAUGACGGAACCCUGAAGCUUUCAGCGCUCCGAUCGGACUGCAUCCUACCCGUACAUACUUUUAAGCUUCAUUGCACGCCCUACACCCACUCGUUGUCUUGCCAUCCGAGCUCUCCAUUGCUCAUUGCGGUAGGAUCGUCCGAAAAGCCGGUCCGAUUACUGGACCUGCGCUCGGGAUUGUCGACCCACGGUCUUCCUGGGCACCAUUCCGCCGUGUUGUCGGUAUCCUGGGCUCCCCAUCGACCGCAUAUAUUAGCAUCUGCAUCCACUGAUAACCGAGUGAUUCUGUUUGACAUUCGUCGAGCCGGACACAAUUCUGCAAUUGCUACUCUUGAUAUGGACGAUGCUGUGGGUUUAAUACCCCCAGCUAACGCCUCAGCGUCUUACCAGACCCGACUAGCAUUUUCGCCUCAUGCCCGAGCGCACAAUGGCGCAGUGACGGGGGUUCGAUGGACUUCGGACGGUGCUCAUCUGGUAACAGCGGGACAGGACGCGCGAAUCCGCGUUUGGAAUGCUACGACCGGCGCUAAUACCCUCGUUCAUUUUGGCCCGAGAAUCCAGAAUAGCGCGUCCUCACAUCUCGCUGAAAGGGUGCCGUUGAUUGUACCUUGUGACCAGGUGGAAGCGGGCCACGAAACGCUUUUGUGGGCUAACUUCAACGAGUCCGACGACCGUGGGGAGAUUUUUAUGUUUGAGCUGCGAGAGGGGACCUUCCUUAAGCGUCUCAAGGUUCCGGGCUUAAUCAACCGACGCCAGCAGCCCCAGGGACGGUCGAAUGCUUUGAGUGCGGCACGAAUCAACGCAUUGGCUUGGCGCGGGAAUGGGGCUUCGGGCGAAGGGUUGGAAGUAUUUUCUGGUCACGGAGAUGGAACACUUCGGUCGUGGGUCGCCCGGGAGCCUGAGGAAGGACCAACUGAAGCAGAGGAGAUGGAACAGGCGGAUCACAAGCGGAAACGGGACGUUCUGGAGGAGAUAUACCACGGAUUUCUAUGAUAGUUCGAUGGGGUUGAAUCAUCAGGUGAAUUCAAGGUAGCCAUUGCAUGACUUUGCACCAUUUAUUAUUGAACCAUUCUUUGACUCUUGGACCUGUAUGAAUAUUGUAAGCUAGGAUCAUA
This is a messenger RNA of Aspergillus ochraceoroseus IBT 24754, 1700 nucleotides long. Its product is annotated as WD repeat protein. Gene Ontology annotation, biological process: transcription-coupled nucleotide-excision repair; protein polyubiquitination; proteasome-mediated ubiquitin-dependent protein catabolic process. Lineage: Eukaryota; Fungi; Ascomycota; Eurotiomycetes; Eurotiales; Aspergillaceae. The coding region runs from base 193 to 1578 and encodes 461 amino acids. Gene Ontology annotation, molecular function: protein binding. The record is from RefSeq and is a predicted model, not a curated record. The transcript has a single exon. Gene Ontology annotation, cellular component: Cul4A-RING E3 ubiquitin ligase complex; nucleotide-excision repair complex.